UACUUUUGUCACCCCUCUGCAUCUCCGUAAGUCACGAAUACUCAGCAUCAAAAACGCCAUCUUUUUGCGGAUGGCCCUGGCCGCUAUAAGGCUGCUGUGUUUCUGCCUUUCGCCUUAUCCUUCCUCUCUUCUAUAAACAGAUUUUCUAUUACGGACUAUGCCUUCUAGGGAACAAGUUGCUAACUUUGCUGCCGGACCCGCAGCCAUGCUGACGCCUGUCGUCGAGCAGUUUGGCAAGGAUUUUGUAAACUUCUUGGACUUGGGUAUGGGUGUUGCUGAGAUUUCGCACCGUAGCAAACAGGGCGGUGGAAUUGUUUCGUCGGCCGAGGAGAACCUUCGUAAGCUGUACAAGCUCCCUGACGACUUCUCUAUUCUUUUCAUGCAAGGAGGUGGCACUGAGCAGUUUGCUGCUGUUUUGUACAACAUUUACGCUCACCAUGCCGCCAAGCGUCCCGAGGUUGCCAAGGACUUGGUCGCCAAUUACGUGGUUACUGGUGCCUGGAGUAAGAAGGCUUACUUGGAGGCCGAACGUCUUGGUUUCCCUUGCCAUAUCGCCGUUGACAUGAAGCAAGUCUCUGGCAAGUAUGAUUCUCUUCCUCGUAAGGAGGACUUGAACUUCACUCCUGCAGACAAGACUGCCUUCGUGUACUACUGUGACAACGAGACCGUUCACGGUGUCGAGUUCAAUGGUCCUUUGGAGCACGUUCCCGAAGGUGUUAUUCGUGUGGUUGAUACCUCCUCCAACUUUAUUUCUCGUAAGAUGGACUUUUCCCACUACGAUGUUGUGUUUGCUGGUGCUCAGAAGAACGCCGGUCCCGCUGGUAUCACCAUCGUCUUUGUCCGUAACUCCAUUCUUGAGCGUCCCGAGCCCAAGGAGUUGCACAAGGUUGGCAUUCCCGUUGGUCCCACUGUCGGUGACUACAAGAUUAUGGCUGACAACCAUUCCCUUUACAACACUUUGCCCAUUGCUACCUUGCACGCCAUCAAUCUCGGCUUUGACUACAUGUUGGCCCACGGUGGUUUGGAGAACUUGGAGAACGAGUCCAAUGAGAAGUCCCAGCUUCUCUACCAAACUUUGGAGAAAUACCCCUUGUUCAAGGUUGUUGUCAAGCCUGAAGCACGCAGCCGCAUGAACAUCACCUUCCGUAUCGAGCCCGAAUCCUUGGAGGCCGAGUUUUUGAGUGGUGCCGAGAAGCUUCACCUUAUGCAACUCAAGGGCCAUAGAAGUGUUGGUGGCAUUCGUGCUUCGUUGUAUAACGCCGUUACUUUGGAGCAAACGAAGCGUUUGGUUGCUUAUGUUGAAGAGUUUGCGAAGUCUCAUUAGCUGCAUGCUCUUCCGUGUGCAUAGCAUAGAAAACAAAAAAAAAAUAUGACAGUAUAUGAGUACAUCUGAAACAACGAUUGGUGUAUGUGUGUGUG
Schizosaccharomyces japonicus yFS275 is the source of this 1419-nucleotide messenger RNA. Its product is annotated as phosphoserine aminotransferase. The transcript has a single exon. The record is from RefSeq and is a predicted model, not a curated record. NCBI's taxonomy places the organism in Eukaryota, Fungi, Ascomycota, Schizosaccharomycetes, Schizosaccharomycetales, Schizosaccharomycetaceae. Gene Ontology annotation, molecular function: O-phospho-L-serine:2-oxoglutarate transaminase activity. Gene Ontology annotation, biological process: L-serine biosynthetic process; purine nucleobase biosynthetic process. The coding region runs from base 158 to 1324 and encodes 388 amino acids.